Messenger RNA from Chenopodium quinoa (quinoa), 1299 nucleotides. RefSeq lists its product as uncharacterized. The record is from RefSeq and is a predicted model, not a curated record. Gene Ontology annotation, molecular function: cysteine-type peptidase activity. The coding region runs from base 119 to 1006 and encodes 295 amino acids. Gene Ontology annotation, biological process: proteolysis. Lineage: Eukaryota; Viridiplantae; Streptophyta; Magnoliopsida; Caryophyllales; Amaranthaceae. The transcript has 7 exons.
AGGAAGCAAGAAUGAAGAGAAGAACAAAGAAGAAAAAAAUGAGAACAAGAAAGGGAAACAAGGAGAAGAAAAAGGAGAAGAAAAGACACGGAAAAAAAGAGGAAAGGAUAAGCUUCCAAUGUACUUGCGUUCACCUUUCAUGGUUGAACAUGAAAAACUUUUCAAGAAUGUGGACAAUAGAAAGGUAGCUGAGUAUGCGUUUGCUCAAGGAGAUAAUAAGGAGCUUUUGUAUGCUGAUAACAUGGGGACAACGAUUACGAGAGAUGAGAUUCAUAGUCUCAUAGAAGAUAAGCACAUGUUGAACAAUGUUGUGGAUGCUUAUGUUUGCCUAUUGAAUUUUGAAAAUAAAAGACGUGGUGUAGACAAGAAGAGUAGAUUCUUUUUCAGUACUGAAUGCUAUCUCAUACGUUGUACAGAAAAAUACUUCAAAUCAAAUGAAAGGCAAGAUGAUAGAAUGAAGGCUUUGUUUGAUAGAAUGCAACAAGAAAUGACAACGACCGAAGUAACAAGCUUCAAAAGCAUUCAAUUGGUUUUCUUCCCGGUCGUUUUACUAGAUCACUACUAUUUGCUGUGUGUCAACUUUGUGGAAGGAACAUUUGAUUUGAUUGACAACAGAUUUCUUCCACCAAAUAUUCCUUUUCACAAUAAAUAUGGAAAUUACCAUAGAUUAAUGUUGAAUGCAUUUGCUGAUUUCGUUCACUCAAUUGACUCAAAUAUAAAGAGUGACUUUGUAUCCUCCUUCAAAACAAGAAACUUGAGUAUGUCAUGGAAGAGCAAUAAGAACAAACAUGAUUGUGGAGUGUUCCUGUUGAAGCACAUGGAAACAUAUGAAGGAGAAUCUGUAAAACAAUGGAAUUCGGGACUAGAAUUAGACAAUUUUGACCAAAUGAAAAAAUUAAGAGUGGAGUAUUGUGGGAAGAUAAUAACAGCAGAAGUAAAUGAAGAACGGAACAAAGUGAUUAGGAGAUCAAAAAAGUGGUUAAAGGAGAACAAAAUGGAUAUAUGAUUGUUAAGAUCUUAAGUUUAUAUUUGUAGAGAGAUAUUUGCAAAGAAUAUAACAGUAAUUUUUUAUGUUCUAUGUAUUUACCUGUUACAAGAAAUAUAUUGUUGAAUCAUAUUAAAUGCUAAAAUUUUAAUAUAAAAUAUAUCAUAUAAACUUAUAUGCUAAAUUAUAUUCAUGUUCUAAAUUAUAUGGGUAUGUUCUAAAGUAUUUUUGAUUAUGUUUUAAUAAUUAUAUGCUUAUAAAGUUAGGAUAUUAGAAUAUAUUAUUAUAUAUUAAUUUUGACUUAAAACUUAAAG